Caenorhabditis remanei is the source of this 255-nucleotide messenger RNA. RefSeq lists its product as uncharacterized. NCBI's taxonomy places the organism in Eukaryota, Metazoa, Nematoda, Chromadorea, Rhabditida, Rhabditidae. The transcript has 3 exons. The record is from RefSeq and is a predicted model, not a curated record. Bases 1 to 255 code for a protein of 84 amino acids.
AUGGGAUUUUCUGAAAACUCGCCGAAAUUGGACCCCAAUCGUCAGCAUCUCUGGAAAAAAUUGAAACACACGUACUCACAAUACCGAAUUUUUGGUAAAAAUCGAGCUGCGUUGCCGGAAUUCGUGAAGGAGUUGCAUAAUAAGGACUAUCAAAAGCACGUCCGCGAUUAUCCAGACUUGAAGAAAUGCCUUCGAAUUGCCAGACAAUGGGAGACGGGAGCGGUCCCGCAGCCGGAUGACAUGGAACUGCCUUGA